This is a messenger RNA of Coregonus clupeaformis (lake whitefish), 4284 nucleotides long. RefSeq names its product ubiquitin carboxyl-terminal hydrolase 25-like. Gene Ontology annotation, molecular function: cysteine-type deubiquitinase activity; protein binding; cysteine-type endopeptidase activity. Gene Ontology annotation, biological process: protein deubiquitination; regulation of protein stability. The transcript is spliced from 26 exons. Gene Ontology annotation, cellular component: nucleus; cytosol. The record is from RefSeq and is a predicted model, not a curated record. Lineage: Eukaryota; Metazoa; Chordata; Actinopteri; Salmoniformes; Salmonidae. Bases 195 to 3659 code for a protein of 1154 amino acids.
AAACCAUCGCGUGGUUGCAGCUCCAUAGGUUUUUUCACUGUCUUUGCCUAUGUGUUCCUCCAUGCCUGCAUUUCCCAUGGCGCCCGCUAUCGCGCUGAUUAACUGGGGGACAUCUUAACUGUUAUUUUACUUGGCUAUAACUAGGUGUUUUUAGCUUUGGUUUGAAUUUAUUUUCGUUGCAUUCUCAACCGGCCAUGACCGUGGAGCAGAAUGUCCUCCAACAGCAUUCUCAGAAGCAUCAGCAGACUCUACUGAACCAGCUGAGGGAGGUCACAGGCACCACAGACGUGCAGCUGCUCCAGCAGGCCCUGCAGGUCAGUCAUGGAGACCUGGCAGAGGCGGUGGCCUUUCUGACGGAGAAGAACGCCAAGGUGCCCCAGCAGGAUGAGGACACCUACUACCAAACCACCCAGGUGGGCAACGACAGAUACAUCAGCGUUGGCAGCCAGGCAGACACCAGUGAGUACCUACCUCACCCAGCACUGCCUGGGGCAGGCCCUAGCCAGGGAGAUACUAAUGUUAUUGACCUGACAGGCGAUGACAAGGAUGACCUCCAGAGGGCCAUCGCUCUCAGCCUGGAGGAGUCCAGCCGGGCCUUCAGGGAGACGGGCAUCACCGAUGAGGAGCAGGCCAUCAGCAGAGUUCUGGAGGCCAGUAUAGCAGAGAACAAGGCAAGCCUGAAGCGGACACACACGGAAGUGUGGAGUGACUCGCCCAAUCCCCAUGACAGGAAGAGAAUGGAGAACUGCCCUGUGGGUCUCAAGAACGUGGGCAACACCUGCUGGUUCAGCGCCGUCAUCCAGUCCCUGUUCAACCUGCUGGAGUUCCAGAGGCUGGUGCUGCACUAUUCUCCUCCUGCCAGAGUCCAGGACCUUCCUCGCAACCAGAAGGAGCACAGAAACCUGCCCUUCAUGCAGGAGCUAAGGAAUCUGUUCUCCCUCAUGGUGGGUUCUAAGAGGAAGUACGUGGACCCGUCGUGUGCCGUGGAGAUCCUCAAGGACGCCUUCAAGUCCAGCGAGUCUCAGCAGCAGGAUGUUAGUGAGUUCACACACAAGCUGCUGGACUGGCUGGAGGAUGCUUUCCAGAUGAAGGCAGAGGAGGACAGAGAGGGUGAGAAGCCCAAAAACCCGAUGGUGGAGCUGUUCUACGGCCGGUUCCUGGCUGUUGGUGUUCUAGAAGGAAAGAAGUUUGAGAACACCGAGAUGUUUGGGCAGUACCCGCUGCAGGUGAACGGCUUUAAGGACCUGCAUGAGUGUCUGGAGGCGGCCAUGAUCGAGGGGGAGAUCGAGUCCCUGCACUCAUCUGCAGAGAACUCUGCCAAGUCUGGACAGGAGCACUGGUUUACCGAACUCCCUCCUGUCUUGACAUUUGAACUGUCAAGAUUUGAGUUCAACCAAGCUUUGGGUCGACCUGAGAAGAUCCACAACAAGCUGGAGUUCCACUCCAUGCUGUACAUGGACAGGUAUAUGGACAGGAAUCGAGAGAUCACCAGGAUUAAACGGGAGGAGAUCAGGAGACUGAAAGAGCACCUGACUCUACUCCAACAGCGUCUGGAGAGGUAUCUGAGCUAUGGCUCCGGCCCCAAGAGGUUUCCUCUGGCAGAUGUCCUGCAGUACGCCAUGGAGUUUGCCUCCAGUAAGCCAGUCUGCACCUCUCCUGUGGGGGACAUAGACACAUCAGCACCCCCUGGUGGCACAACAGGGCAGCUGCUGCCCGCUCCAAGCACAGCCGAACAGAGUCCCUCCUCUACCCCUUCAGAGGGUUUGGCCCCCGCCUCGGGUCCCACCCCAGCCCCCUCCACCCAGCAGAGAGUGCCUAUCCACAAGCCCUUCACCCAGUCCCGACUGCCCCCUGACCUGCCCAUGCACCCGGCCCCACGCCACAUCACUGAGGAGGAGCUCAGGGUGCUGGAGGUCUGCCUGCACCGCUGGAGGAGUGAGGUGGAAAACGACACCAGCGAUCUUCAGGGCAGUAUAUCCAGAAUCCACAGAACCAUCGAGAUGAUGUACUCUGACAAGUCCAUGAUGCAGGUUCCGUACCGGCUGCAUGCGGUGUUGGUGCACGAGGGCCAGGCCAAUGCGGGCCACUACUGGGCUUACAUCUACAACCCCCACCAGCGGCGCUGGAUGAAAUACAACGACAUCUCGGUCACCAAGUCCUCCUGGGAGGAGCUGGUCAGGGACUCUUUCGGAGGCUACCGCAACGCCAGCGCCUACUGCCUCAUGUACAUCAACGACAAGAAGCCCUUCCUCAUAGAAGAGGAGUUUGAUAAGGAGACGGGCCAGAUGCUGAGUGGUCUGGAUAAGCUCCCCCCGGACCUGAAGGCCUACGUGAAUGAGGACAACGGCCUGUUUGACAAGGAGAUGGAGGAAUGGGACACACUGCAGGCACGUAAGGCCCAGCAGGAGAAGCUGGCCCUGGCUGUGGCCGCUGCCGCAACAGCUGCAGCAGCAGAAACCGCAGAAACAACAACAUCCCCUCAGCCUAUGAGCACAGAGCCCAGUACACCAGACAACUCAGCUCCACAGCAGGACCCAGAGUACAUGGAGCAGCCGUCCCCCACAGACGACUCCAAGCACCUGCAGGAGGACACAGAGAGGGCCAUCUCCAAGGCUGCAGCCGAACAGCAGCAGCAGGAGAGGAGCCCUGAGGGACUGCUUACUGCACUCUCUCCACAGUCCAGUGGAGAGAGUGUCUCCCCAUGCCCUCCCCCCCAGCCUCAGCCUGAGAUAAAGGCCAUGAUGACUCCAAACAUGCAGGGUAUUAUAAUGUCCAUUGGCAAAGCAAGGACUGUGUUUGAAGAGCUUGGGCCUGAAGCGGCCUUCUUCAAGGCCAUUAAGGUGGAGUACACCCGUCUGCUGAGGUUUGCCCAGGAGGACACAGCCCCGGAGAACGACUACCGACUGCAGCACGUCAUCGUCUACUUCAUCCAGAACCAGGCCCCCAAGAAGAUCCUGGAGAGAACCCUCCUCAUGCAGUUUGCCGACAGAAACCUGGGCUUUGACGAACGGUGUAAGAGCAUUAUGAAGGUGGCCCGUGCCAAACUAGAUCUCAUUAAGCCAGAGGAGAUCAACAUGGAGGAGUAUGAGAUGUGGCAUCAGGACUACAGGAAUUUCCGCGAGACAACAAUCUUCCUGAUGAUUGGUUUGGAGCUGUUCCAGAAGAGAAGCUUUGUGGAGGCCUUGAUGUACCUGAUCUAUUCAUACCAGUACAACAGAGAGCUGUUGGUCAAAGGGCUGUACCGAGGUCACGACGAUGAGCUCAUAGGGCUCUACCGGAGAGAGUGCCUGCUGAAACUGAAUGAGAAUGCGGCGGGGAUGUUUGAGUCUGGUGAGGAGCCGGAGGUGAGCAACGGCUUGAGCAUCAUGAAUGAACUGGUGGUGCCGUGCAUCCCCCUACUGCUGGUCCACGACACAGAGAAGGACCUGCUGUCUGUGGAGGACAUGAGGAACCGCUGGUGCUCCUACCUGGGACAAGAGAUGGAGCCCAACCUUCAGGAGAAGCUGACGGACUUCCUCCCCAAGUUACUCGACUGCUCGACAGAGAUCAAAAGCUUCCGCGACCCUCCCAAGCUGCCCACCUACUCCACCCUGGAGCUGGUUGAGCGCUACGGCCGUGUCAUGGCCUCCCUGAGCCGGGUGCCUGCAGACGGGAGAUGAGCUGAGGGGGCAGCAGCCCCACGGCCCUAUACGGCCCCCCAGGGCACUCACCCAUGGAUGUCUCUUUUAACCCAUGCCUUCCUUAUAAACCAGGGGUCGCUCGCCGUUACUCCUCUGUUUCUCUUUUGCUGCUAAAGGUUUUAUCAUUAUAAUAAUUAUUAUUUUAAUUAUUUUUUAAGCAAAACGCAACAGAAAAAUUCAUGAAUGAACGGACAGUUGGAGAAGGAAAAAGUGGAGUGGGGGAAGUAGUGAAAAUGGUGAUCCUGCAGUGAUUGAAAGCCAGCGCAUGCUGCUCCAAGCUUUGUUAAACGAGGUUGAGGUUGUUGUUUUUUGUAGUUAUCUUUUGUUGCCCACCCCCACUCCUUUCUUAAAGCACCCCUUCUCUGUGUGAGAAGGAUCGCCCUGCUGCUUUGCCACCAGUUUGGUACAGUAUUAUCACAUUGUUUCGUUUUUUUUUCUAAAAGAAGUGACGAAAUGAGAACCUCGAGUGGGUCUGUGGACUGUACCAGAAUUAGAAGUUUUGAGUGCUGUGGUAGACAUCCAUGGACACUGUGGCUUGUUAAUAAAUCGAGAGAAUACCAUUUUAUUUAUGGCCCUUUUACGCCAAAUACAUAUUUUCUUUGUC